This is a messenger RNA of Histoplasma capsulatum G186AR, 1776 nucleotides long. Its product is annotated as maintaining mitochondrial morphology protein MMM1. The record is from RefSeq and is a predicted model, not a curated record. The transcript has 3 exons. Gene Ontology annotation, molecular function: lipid binding. NCBI's taxonomy places the organism in Eukaryota, Fungi, Ascomycota, Eurotiomycetes, Onygenales, Ajellomycetaceae. Gene Ontology annotation, biological process: phospholipid transport; mitochondrion organization. The coding region runs from base 1 to 1776 and encodes 591 amino acids. Gene Ontology annotation, cellular component: ERMES complex; endoplasmic reticulum.
AUGGGCUUCAAUAUUCCAUGGAAUGGAACACAGGCCGAAUAUCAUGUGACUCACUGCUUUUUGCCAAGCGAUAAGAUCGAUCUGAUAUCGUUCUCCACUUCAACUUCGCAGUUUUGCAAUGGCAGGCCCUUCAAGUUUGUCCCCGCUGCGCUCCCAAGCAUUCUCCCCCAAGCUAAGCCUAUCACCACAGAUCAGACCCAAGCUCCACCGCCCGCUUUGGCGCAGCCCUCUCUCUCUUUUACACAAGGCCUCCUUGUUGGCCAACUGUCUGUUGUCCUACUGAUCGGAGCCUUCAUCAAAUUCUUCAUAUUCGGCGAAGCUCCUCCACCUCCGUCCCGGAGCGGUCUGUACAAUCGUACGAGUUCCCAUCGACGAUCGUAUUCUAUAAAUGCAAUCUCUACAGAUUUUAGUCCGCGAACACUAAGAGAGAAGCCCUCAACGUCCAACAUACUCCGGCCUGUCCCCUCGUCCUCUACGAACACCCGCUCCAUCCUUCGAAAGACAUAUUACAGUGCCACGCCUACAAAUCCUACUUCCAAACAUGGCCGAUCACGCGUCCACCAUUCCUCUCAUCAGCCAGAAUCUCUGGACUGGUUUAAUGUUCUCAUUGCGCAGACCAUCGCCCAAUAUCGACAGACAGCAUAUAUCCUCAAGGACUCGCCCACGUCGUCCAUCCUCGCUUCUCUCUCUGAAGCGCUAAACAAUCCAGAGAAGAAACCUUCCUUCAUAGACACCAUCAAGGUAACAGACAUAUCGCUUGGCGAGGAGUUCCCCAUCUUCAGCAAUUGCCGCGUGAUCGCCGUCGAAGAUCCAAACUCUGACGGCGGCCGCCUCCAGGCACUCAUGGACGUCGACCUAAGUGAUGACAACCUUUCUCUGGCCGUCGAAACCUCCCUCCUCCUAAACUACCCAAAACCUUUCUCCGCCGUCCUCCCCGUCGCCCUCGCCGUCUCUGUCGUCCGCUUCUCUGGUACAUUAUGCAUCUCCUUCGUCCCCGGCCCCGGCACCUCAGAUCAAACAAUGGGCCCAUCCGCUUCUCCACCGAACCAAAGCACCAGCACCGAAACUGCCUCCAUCAACGACCAAACUUCCGAAGGGCAGAGCACUCAACGGCAUACUUUUCACCAACACAAGCCUACUAAUUCCACCCCGACCGCUGCCACCGCCGACGACGCACACACCAAACAUGCGCAUGGCAUCCCUAAAACAAGCCUCGCCUUCUCCUUCCUACCAGACUACCGCCUCGACCUCUCCGUGCGCUCGCUCAUCGGCUCUCGCAGCCGCCUGCAAGAUGUGCCCAAGGUAGCACAACUGGUCGAGGCGCGCAUGCAGGCAUGGUUUGAAGAGCGAGUCGUCGAGCCGCGCGUGCAGGUUGUGGGGCUACCGAAUAUUUGGCCUCGGAUGGGGAGGACGGGGGUGAGGGGCAGUCAGGAGGAGGCGGAGGCUAGGGCGGGAGUGGGGUCUGUACCAGUUGAUAUUCCUGGCACGGCUGGUGGGGAUGGGAUGAGAGGAAGGGGAGGGGGAGGUGGAGGUGGGGGCCUGAGAGGGAAUUCGUCAGGGCGAGGGAUGGGAUAUGAUGGAUUGCGGUAUCGACCUAAUGCGCAUGGUGAUGGUGGGACCGGCGUUGUGCAGGGUCAGGGUGCGGGCGGAAUAUUCUGUGAGGCCGGUCCACAGAAUCAGAACAGAGGAGGUGACGAUGGGGAAGGGCCCGGGAGGCGUAGCGAUGAGCGGUUUGCAAUGCCAGGGUCGAUGCCGGACUCGGUGGCGGUGACGUAG